AUGCCCUUGCCGCCAUCAUGGGUGGUGGUGCCACCGCACUUCACCGACCAACAGGUGCUGGAGGGCAACACACCCAACGUGGAUGUCACGGCACCAGGAGCAAUUCUCGCCCUUGCCAUGAUGUACCUUCAGGUGGACUCCUGCUCCUUAGGUGCGCUCAUCCUCUGGGACAGGUGCGCUCAUCCUCUGGGACAGGUGCGCUCAUCCUCUGGGACAGGUGCGCUCAUCCUCUGGGACAGGUGCGCUCAUCCUCUGGGACAGGUGCGCUCAUCCUCUGGGACAGGUGCGCUCAUCCUCUGGGACAGGUGCGCUCAUCCUCUGGGACAGGUGCGCUCAUCCUCUGGGACAGGUGCGCUCAUCCUCUGGGACAGGUGCGCUCAUCCUCUGGGACAGGUGCGCUCAUCCUCUGGGACAGGUGCGCUCAUCCUCUGGGACAGGUGCGCUCAUCCUCUGGGACAGCGUGCAGCCAUCGAGGAGUGGGUGGCAGCACAGGUGCCGCGCAUCAUCCGCACUGCCGCUGCUGCCACUGGGGGAGGGGAAGAAGAGAGGGGUGCGGGGGAAAAUGAGGGGGAGGGGGGCGUGGGGAAAGGGGCGAGGGAGGGCGGAGGGGAGGGGGAGGCGGAUGUGGAUGAGGAGGCGAUGGCUUUGGCGCUGUGCAAUGUGCUGGCAGGAUGCUGCCUCUCCAUCGGUGAGUCGCACCAUGCCACGUGCUGCCUCUCCAUCGGUGAGUCGCACCAUGCCACGUGCUGCCUCUCCAUUGGUGAGUCGCACCAUGCCACGUGCUGCCUCUCCAUCGGUGAGUCGCACCAUGCCACGUGCUGCCUCUCCAUCGCGUGCAGGGAAGGACAUGGUGCAAGUCUGCAUGUGUCUAUUCACCGUCGCACCUUCCCUCCACCCACGAUUGCACCUUCUCCCACUGCCACACUUUCCCUCCUGUCACACCUCCAUCCUCCCACCCCUUUUCUUCUCUCGCUGCCUUCACUCCACCUCCUCACGUGUCUUCACUCUGUCUUUCCGUCCCCCAUCUCUGUCUCCUCCCCUCUCCCCCACACAGGGCUGCGCUAUGCAGGUUCAGCCAAUGGUGAAGCAGAGAAGCUUCUCCGAAGCUACGCGCUGCUGUUCUUCUUCCUCCGAGAGCGCCGUCCCCUCACGGCCGUGGCCUGCCCGUUCGCCGUGCCGCUGCUGCACUGGCGGGCGCUGCUGGACGCGUGCACCCUUGACACCGCUGUCAACGCUGCCGUGCUCUCCCUCUCCCUUGUCAUGGCAGGAACGGGCCAUCUGCCGUCGCUGCGUCUGCUGCGUUUUUUCCACCGUCGCACCGCUGCUGCUGCCGAUGCCGCUGCUGUCAACGCCGCUACCACCUAUGGCUCACACAUGGCGGUGAGCAUGGCAAUCGGUUUCCUGGGCCUGAGUGCCUGCCAGGCCACCUUCUCCACGUCGCCCCCUGCUGUGGCGGCGCUGCUGCUCGCGCUCUUCCCGCACUUCCCCUCCUCGCCCGCCGACCACCGCUGCCACCUGCAGGCGUUGCGGCAUUUCUGGGUGCUGGCGGUGGAGGAGAGGGCGUUCGUGGAGGCUGUGGAUGUGGACACGUGGCAGCCUGUCAUUGCUCCACUGCACCUCACCCUCAAGCCCUCUGACUCGUCCACUCCAACCGCGCUGUCGCUGCACACGCCGUGCCUGCUGCCGCCGCUGCCUCAGGUGCUCUCUCAUUCGCCUCAGGUGCUCUCUCAUUCGCCUCAGGUGCUCUCUCAUUCGCCUCAAAUGAUCUUUCCACUGGGUUCAGGUGCUGCUCUUGCUGCAGGUGUUGAAGAAAGGCAGCUCUGGGAAGCAAGCACACAUGGGAUGUACACAUGCCCUCCAACUAACUCACUAUGCCACGCUGCCAUGCCUCUUCUGCUGCCUGCUGUCACCCCAUCCUUCCCUCUUCUGCUGCCUGCUGUCACCCCAUCCUUCCCUCUUCUGCUGCCUGCUCUGAGGGAGCUGCGGCUGUGUGGCGGCAACUUCUGGCCGCUGCGAGUGGCAGCGAGGAUAGCAGACUCUUCCCACCCGUCCCUGCGAGCCAUGAGGGGGAGGCGGCGAGGGGGGCAUGGUGCAGUCGCUGCAGGGGGGGGUGGGGGGCGGAAGGCGGUGGGGAGCGCAAUGGGAGCGGGUGUAGGUGGGGAGGGCAGUGGGGGCCGGCACCUGGUGCUGCUGGUGAAGGGGCGGGGGGCACAGGCUGGCAGCGGUGGGGGUGCUGCAGCAGUGGGCAGGACAGGAGACCCCAGGUCCCGCAUGGGGGAGAGCUGUCUUGCAUGCAUUGGCAACUGCUCUCAUCACCUUCUCAUUGCCUCCCGCUUUCUCUCAUUCUGCAAUUCCCUCUCAAUCCUUCCUUUCCCCCACUCCCCCAUCAUCCCUUCCCCCACUCUCCCAUCAUCCCUUCCCCCACUCCCUCAUCAUCCCUUCCCCUACUUCCCCCAUCAUCCCUUCCCCCACUCCCCCAUCAUCCCUUCCCCCACUCCCCCAUCAUCCCUUCCCCCACUCCCCCAUCAUCCCACUCCCCCAUCAUCCCACUCCCCCAUCAUCCCACUCCCCCAUCACCCUUCCCCCUUCUUUCCCCGCCCUUUGCCGUCCCGUGCAUCCCUGGCCAUCUCUCCCUCCAUCCCUCUGCCCUGCAUACUCUCCUUUCCCUCACUUAUUCUACAUGCCCCUCCUACCUUGCAUGACCACGCACCCCUAUACACUCUGCACACCCACCUCUUCCCCCCCCUGUCUCUUUCACCCAACCUCACACCCGUCAUCUCACACACGUCCCUCCACACAUUCCCCUUGGCCUCGCUCGGCCAGUUGCCGGCCCGUCUCAGCGCGGAGCAUGGCAGCCGCCCCUGCCAGUGGCCGACCCCGUCCUAUCCGCCUUCCACCGCCUCUUCUGCCGCCCCCUGCCGCGCUCCGCUGUUCAACCGCAUGCAACCUCAAGGUGGGCAGUUUCUCUCCUUCCCCGCACCCACUGCACCCCUAGUUCUGCACCGCUCCACCACGCUGCCACUCCUCUCUCGUCACACCACGCCUCCAUCCAUCACUCAUAUUCACAGCCUCCCUCUGCUCUCACCCAGUUUGCUCUUCAUACACGUCCAUAUGUCCUACUUCUUCCAUGAGGGCUUCUCAUCGGCUUGCCAGGCAGCGCUGCUCAUGGCGCACGCAGCGGAGCAGCCGGAGCUGCUGGAGGUACUCCUCUCUCUCGCCACCACCUGCCAGGCCGUGCGCUCGCUGCAUCACUCGCACACCACCUGUGGCUCCGCACUGCCCUGCCUCGUCUCCUCCUUCCAGGUGACCUCCUCCUGCCUCUCACCCGCAACUUCAUUUCCCUCCACACAGCCUUGCAAAGCCGAGGGUCAAGGGGCGAGUUGUGGCAUCGCUGGCACAUCAAGCACCGUAACAGUGGCGUAUGGCAACACGAUGGAAUUCCAUCGCAGGCACCUUGAGCCGUAG
Messenger RNA from Closterium sp. NIES-65, 3465 nucleotides. The record is from the annotation of a GenBank genome assembly. Lineage: Eukaryota; Viridiplantae; Streptophyta; Zygnematophyceae; Desmidiales; Closteriaceae.